UCAUUGUCCACAUAAGCCUCAUUGUAUUUUGAAAUUUGUUAAUACAAAUGUAUUUUAAUACAAUAGUUUUUUUUUUUUAAAUUUUAUUAUAUUGUAUUAUCAUUGUUAAAUUAUGAAGGAAUAUAAUUUUUUUGUGUACGUUUUGGACUAUUGGUAUUGAUUGGGGUUUUCACUCUUUGAUCGGGUUGACUCACCGGGUUCGGGUUGACCCGUGACCCAUUAAUCUGGUAGGAGUACUUCUCGGGGUACUUCUCGGUCUGAUUUUUACAACAUACGAAGUACUCCGUAUAUGAAAGCAACAAUUUACUCUUCACCCGUCCAUACAAUUUGAUUUUGAUCUUUAAUUUUAUAUGUAGGAUUUUUGUAUUUCAAUUGAAAUCUUGCAAUACAAGAAAUGCAAUUUUUAAUAUGUAAACUUAAGGUUAAGUGGACGUCUCCCUAGGUGCUUAGGGUUUUUGCUUGCGCCGAUUUUUCCUCCUCGAUCGUAGAGGGGGAGUCGUGCUUCGGAUUUGUGAUUGCUAAGGCAGAUUCCUGCCUGGGUUUUGAUUCGUACUACUACUUUGCUUUGGGGGGAUACAAUUUGCUCUUCAGCUUUUGUUCUCUUUGCAGGUGGCCGAGACUUUGACCAAGGCAGAUGGAGGAAAUCGCGGAUAAAUACAAGGAUAUGGCUAUUGGGAAUCAGGAAGAAGAACUGGUGUUUGAGGAGGAAACGUUUGAAGAAGAAGACGACUCGGUCAAUAAGGAUGUGUAUCCGGUAGUAGGGACUGUGAUCACCAACAAGAUGGUAGUAGACGACUCGGCCUCACUGUGGAUGCCGGGUAAGGGGAUCACCAUUAAAGAAAUUGACGAAAAAGGUACAUGUUUACGUUUUAUCACCCCAUAGAUAUGAAACAUGUACUUGAAGAUGGACCGUGGAUUUUUGAACAGAAUUUGCUAGUCCUUCGGGCACUGCAGCCUGGGGAUGUUCCGCUCCUGGUUCCUCUGAAUGAGGCCGAAUUCUGGAUUCAGGUUCAUGAUAUUCCUUAUGACUUUAUGAACUUGGGGGUGGCUAGGAGAAUUGGAAAUUUUGUUGGGAAAUUUGUCAAUUGGGAAAAACCUCAGUUUGAUAAAAAGUGGAAGCUGUAUAUGAGAGUUAGGGCUUGUUUGGAUGUGGGUCAACCCCUUAAGAUUGGAACCACACUCAGGAAGGGUCAGGGCGAAGGACACUGGGUUGACUUUAAGUACGAGAAGUUGCCUAGUUUUUGCUUUUCUUGUGGUAUUAUAGGACAUUCUGACAGGUACUGCCCCCUAGCCUAUGAAAAGAAGAGCACGGACACUACUAGACCGUAUGGGGUCGGCCUGCGAGCUAGGGGAGGGGGGAAAGCACGGCUAGAGGGAGGAAACAAGUGGAUCAUCUCAGACGAACCUAGGAAGGACACCAGGGUAAUCGGAGUAGAGGAAGGCAGCUCGGGCACGGGUAAGAAAGGUUGGAAUAAUCCCUCAAGCAGCAACAAAAAGAGUGGAGGGGAGGAAGCAGAAGAAGCAGCCAUGGCGGACAAGAAUGGAGAGCCAAAGCGUAGGCGGACUUGGGAAGAGACAGGUGGAGCAGGGGCCGAGGGGGAGACCAUGGUUCUGGAUCCAAAAAACGGAGAGGAGGCGGGUUCAGAAGCCCGCCAGACCUUUUGAAGAAGGCUCCAACCGGGAGUGGGUGCUGGUGCUCGUUCCUUUGCUGCAAGACAUUUUAUAAUUUACACGUGUUAUUUAUUUUAGAUUUUACUUUCUGCUCUCAGUUUGUUUUUCUUUCAAUUACUGUUGUUUUGUUGUUCCAGACUGUUACACUUGGUGGGGGUGAUGAGGUUGUUACUCUUGCCACGUUUGGCUCAUGUAGACCCAUGAUAGGAUCAGCGAAU
Cuscuta epithymum is the source of this 1889-nucleotide messenger RNA. Lineage: Eukaryota; Viridiplantae; Streptophyta; Magnoliopsida; Solanales; Convolvulaceae. The record is from the annotation of a GenBank genome assembly.